Molecule: messenger RNA, 1242 nt
Organism: Branchiostoma floridae (Florida lancelet)
Lineage: Eukaryota; Metazoa; Chordata; Leptocardii; Amphioxiformes; Branchiostomatidae
Product: kelch repeat and BTB domain-containing protein 2-like
Exons: 6
Coding region: 16-1242 (408 amino acids)
Molecular function (GO): protein binding
Source: RefSeq, a predicted model, not a curated record
GGUUUGGAUGCAGGCAUGUUUGGGGAGAUCCUGAGUUACAUCUACUCGGGAAUCCUCCAUGUGUCCCUGGACAAAGUGCAGCCCCUGUACCAGGCAGCCGACCUCCUCCAACUGGACUAUGUGAGAGACACCUGCAGCAGCUACAUGGCCAUGAACGUGGAGUGCUCCACCUGUGUGGACCUGUACAAGUUUGCCGAUGUCUUCUCUCUGGACAUUGUCCGGAAAACUUGUCUGAAGUUGAUCCAUAGAUACUUUGUUGAGUUUUCCUUCAACGAGGAAUUCUGCAGCCUGAGUGUGAGUCAACUGACUGAGAUCAUCAGCCACGAUGAGCUGGAUGUUAAAGAGGAGACAACAGUCUGGGAGGUUGUGGUGAGGUGGGUGCAGCACAGCAGGGAGGACAGACUGCACCGCCUUCCCAGCAUCCUCUCUCACAUCCGCUUCAACCUGCUGACCUCAGAUGACACGGCAGCCAUCUUGGAACACCCCUUCGUCAGGGAGAAUCCUGGGAGCUCUGAGGUCAUCAGGAAUGUGGUACAGAAAGGAAACCCCAACCUGAAGCCGAGGCUUGGGAUGACCACGGAGAUGGCUAUUCUGUCUAAUUCAGAAUCCAAAGAGCUCCUCUUCAUGAACCCUCAGGAAGGGAAGUACAUCAGCUGCAACUACAAGCCUGAAGACCUCCCUGGUGACACAGACGUGACAGUCACCAGUGACAACAACAUCUACAUCCUGAGUCGUGAACGAGAAAGUAACGAUGAGUUGUCCUUGUUUAAGUACAGCCAUGCAGAAAACGUGUGGAAAGAUGCUGCAAUCGGGUACACCAGUCUGGGUUGCUGGGCGGACGACAUCUCAGACCGCGCCAUUCCCACACUCGAGGGGACUGACUCACGCCUAGAUGGACACUACUCGUCACGGGAAAACCCCAUCGAGAAAUGUUACCAGGUAGCACUUUCUCGUGGUUUCCCCGUGUUUGCCGUACAGAAUGGCGGCUGGUGUGCUGGUUCGGCUGAUGGGCUCAACACCUACUACAAGUACGGCGCAUCACCAGCCUGUGCAGCCGAUGGCGGAGGCGGGGAUCUUGCAAAUGAAGUCUACGGGAUCACUGAAACUCACAGUCUAACAAUCAAGACGAGCGCCGCUGCAGCAUCUGGCAGUAACGAUUCUCUAACCAUGGAAAUCUUCUCUCUUAACAAUUGGAACGACACCGUGGUAACGAUGGUGUCCGGACUUACAGCUAACGGGUAG